Messenger RNA from Maniola jurtina (meadow brown), 884 nucleotides. RefSeq names its product myotrophin-like. Gene Ontology annotation, molecular function: protein binding. Gene Ontology annotation, cellular component: cytoplasm; nucleus. The record is from RefSeq and is a predicted model, not a curated record. Bases 103 to 453 code for a protein of 116 amino acids. Gene Ontology annotation, biological process: regulation of barbed-end actin filament capping. The transcript is spliced from 4 exons. Lineage: Eukaryota; Metazoa; Arthropoda; Insecta; Lepidoptera; Nymphalidae.
UCACUACUGUGUUUUAUUACGUGCUGUGAUUAUUGAAGAUUUGAGGUUCGUGGUUCGCCGUGUGUGAGAAAUAAACAAAAAGAACUUUUAUAGUACGUCAAAAUGAGUGAAUUAGUUUGGGGAAUUAAAAACGGCGAUAUUGAUCAAGUAAAGGACAUCGUUGAACAAAAGAAAAUUGAUGUGAACGCUCUCAUCGAUGGACGUGUUCCUCUACAUUAUGCUGCAGAUUACGGCCAAACAGCUGUUGUAAAUUAUUUAUUAGACAAAGGAGCUGAUCCCAAUAUGGUUGACAAACAUGGAAUAUCUGUGAUUCUUGCAGCUAUAUGGGAAGGUCAUACUGAGUGUGUUAAGACAUUACUAAAACAUGGAGCCUCUAAAAAUGGCAAAACCCCAGAUGGCACACCAUAUAUUGAAGCUGCUGAAAAAGAGGAGAUUAAAGAGCUCUUAACAUAGAAAAACCCAAAAAUCAUUUAAGUUAAGUUUAAAUUCGCUCAGUCAAAUUUUUUGAAAGCUAUAAUCAGUUACUAAAUUAAUGAUCAUAAUAUAAUUUUAUUAUUAUUUACAUUUAUAUUGCGAUUAAAUUAUAUUAUCAUAGUCUCAACAUUUUAUUAUGAAUUAAGAAACAUAGUUAUGUAUUAUGACUGCGUCCAUUAGUACUAUUUGUUUAUAUUACUAACAAAUACUCUUUAAGUCAUAUGAACUAACAAAUUGCAUGAAAUAUUUUGAAAUGCAUUUAUGAUUUUGCGUUUAUAGCAUUACUUUACUUUUAAAGGCCUACUCUAUACUCUAAAUGCAAAUAAUUUAUUUUAUAUAUUAUAAUGGAGAGAAGGCAUCAUGAUAAAGGGAGUAAUUUUUAUUGCUAAAAUAAAAACGUGAUAUAAUUA